AUGUGUGUAUGUGUAAUAACGCAGGCAAAAUCAAAGAACGAGAAGAAGAAGAAGACCGCUACAGUUAUUCACGGAGUGGUGACCUCUGAGAUGUCCAAGGAGGAGAUCGAGGAGUACGUGGUGUUGCUUCGCGCAGAACUGGAACGCGAACGUGCCGAGCGCAACAAGACAGCUCUGGAGAGGGACAAGGUGACAACCUUUUGGGAGACGUGCCGUCAGCAAGUUGAAGAUGCGAGGGGUCUGUUGCGAAAGAAGGAGCGAGAACUGGAGGAUGCCGAAGAGAGACACCAAAUGGAGAUGCGAGUUUAUCGACAGAAGGUGAAGCACCUGCUGUUUGAAGAAAACGCGAGACAAGUGGAUAUCCGCCAUGACACUGCGGUGACAUUAAAUACGAAGGCGGAGGAGAUGAGAGUAGAGGUGAGGGAACUGUUAAAUGAGAACUACACCCUGAAAGCCCAAAUGCGACUUCGACAAUUGGAGUCCGAGGAGGCAGUCAAGAUGUUGAAGAAGCAACAUGAAACUGAGAUGACAGCCUUGCGGCAGGACUUCAUUCUCCAAGCUGAGGAGCUGGAACAGAGAACAGCAAAGCAAGCUGCCCAGUUGCGAGAAGAUCUGGAGACCCAGCGCGUGAGCGAAAUUCACGCCACUGAGGAGCGCAAGAACCUCCACAUCAAGCAACUCGAAACGGCUCAUGAUAAGGCCUUCAACAACAUGAAGAGCUACUACAAUGAUAUCACCCUUGGCAAUGUCAAUGUCAUUAAGACCCUUAAAGAGAGCAUUGAAGAACUACGUUCGAGUCUGGUUCGUAUGCAACGUGACCUUGAGUUGAGCCAAUCACAGACCGCGCAGUAUAAGCAGAAAUUAGGGGAAUCAGAAGAGCAGAAUAAGAAUCUCCGAAAAAUUGCACAUCUCUUCGAAUCAGAAAAGUCUGCACACAACGUGACAAAAGCUAAUUUGCGUCUUGCGAACAAAACAAAAGCAAACAACGAAAUGCUCUACAAUAUAGCACAGGCAAGACUCGAAGAACUGGAAGCUGAGAAAAAACGUCUGACAGAGAGGAUGGAAAUGACUUUGUUGGAGAUCAAGAGAAAGGCUGGUGUAAGGAGUGCAAUUCUGGAGAAGAAACUAACCCAUCUAGUGGCGAUUUUGGAGGCCAAGGAGACGGAGGUGCAUACCCUCAUCAUGGCCACGAAUGCGGACCCGGAGGCUGUAAAGGAGUCGCGCAAAAAUCUUGAGGAAUUGCUGAACAAAAAGAACACAGCCAUCAGGGAACUGCAAUAUGAAGUUUCACGUGUGGCAAAGGCCUAUACGGAUCUAUGGCGGACAUGCCAGGAGAAGCUAAUGGAGGAGACGAGUCACCCCGAUAACAUAGGGAUCAAGCCGGUGGGUGUGAAUGUCUCACUCAUCUCACCCUUUAACCCUGCCACAGCGCAGUCCAAGCUGCUCAACCUCACUUCAGGCGCACAAGGCACCGCCAGUGGGGUAAUAGAGGGCAAAGGUCCCCUUGGACUCACCUCCAUCCCGCCUCUUUGA
Messenger RNA from Echinococcus granulosus, 1533 nucleotides. RefSeq names its product Growth arrest-specific protein. Gene Ontology annotation, biological process: cell motility. Gene Ontology annotation, molecular function: small GTPase binding; microtubule binding. Lineage: Eukaryota; Metazoa; Platyhelminthes; Cestoda; Cyclophyllidea; Taeniidae. The record is from RefSeq and is a predicted model, not a curated record. The coding region runs from base 1 to 1533 and encodes 510 amino acids. Gene Ontology annotation, cellular component: motile cilium; Golgi apparatus; microtubule. The transcript is spliced from 7 exons.